AUGCUCAAUCAAUUUUGUAAUAAUAUAGGUUUGAAAUUGAUAUUUUGUUCUAAUAAUGCAUUAUUACAAGGUACUACAACAACUAUUAGAAAAAAGUAUCAAAUUCAAAUACAAGGUUUGUUAUUUUAUACGACUGACACUCGAGCAACAAACCUUACAACUGCAACUAAUACAACCAUUAACACAGCUAAAACGAAUACAACUGAACAACAAUUAAAUUACUACGAAAAUUUUCGAAAGGCUAUCAAGGCUGGUAACAUUCCAGAAAUAAUUAAAACAUACCAAGAACUAUUUGAUAGCGAGCAAAAACAAGAAUUAAAAUUUAAAGAUUAUAACAAAGCAAUCGAUUAUAUAAGUAGGUCAAAUUUAGAUGAACAUUUACCAAUUUUGUAUAAAAUG
This is a messenger RNA of Entrophospora sp. SA101, 399 nucleotides long. Lineage: Eukaryota; Fungi; Glomeromycota; Glomeromycetes; Entrophosporales; Entrophosporaceae. The record is from the annotation of a GenBank genome assembly.